Molecule: messenger RNA, 2486 nt
Organism: Rhopilema esculentum
Lineage: Eukaryota; Metazoa; Cnidaria; Scyphozoa; Rhizostomeae; Rhizostomatidae
Product: zinc metalloproteinase-disintegrin-like VLAIP-B
Biological process (GO): proteolysis
Molecular function (GO): metalloendopeptidase activity
Source: RefSeq, a predicted model, not a curated record
AUCUAUCCUCCCAUUAUUUCCGACUGCUAGUAAUGUCUCUGUAGGCAUACCUCCAUAUGAAUACAAAAGCCUCGUUUUGGUUGGUCAUAAUGACGUCACAUGAAUGAAUACGCUAAGGAAGAAUCGAUAAGUCAAACAAGCAGAGCUUUCUAGAGGCGUUAACAAAUCGUAUUGAGACUUAUCAAUGAAUCAAACAUGAUGAAGAAUUUUUUAUUUUCCAUGGUCUUUCACUUCAUUCUUGCUAUUCUUGUUGUCGUCCAUGGAGAAAACAUCCCGUUAGAGCCUGGUGGCGACUUCAAAGUCUGGGAUACACAGGAAGACUAUGGAGACGGGGUUGAAGUAGAUGAAAUUCAGAUGAUAAUGGAAAAUAACGCAGAAAAAAUCAGAGUCGGCCACAGCCAUCGAGAGUAUCCAAAUGAAUUCCACUUGAACCUGAAUUAUGCAAAUUUGACCGUUCUUUUGAAAGUGAAGGCAAAUGACGUUAUGAUGGGAGUAAAGCCCAAGCUGAUUUACUACGAUAACAAUGGAAAGAGAAUUGUGGACGAUGAUCAUGAUGAUGGAUGUUGCUACUACCAAGGCUAUGACGUAAACACGCCAAACACUUCAGUAGCGAUCAGUGUAUGUGAAGAUGGCAUGGAUGGAGUCAUAAUGAUGGGAGACAGGCAGCUUGUAAUUAAACCCUCGAAGAAGAAGAUGUACAUGCGUGAGUCUGCCGAUCGAUUUACACUUGGACCCCAUGUGCUGAAAGAAAGUCUCGCGCAGAAGGAAGAAAAGUUGAAACUUGAUUAUGUUCAUAUACCGGAGAUCGAUCAAAACAUGCAUAAUUCAAGUCAAAGAAUUCGGAGAAAUGCUCAACUGACAGAAACGAAAUAUGUUGAAGUUUAUGCUAUCAACGACAAAAGUUACUAUCUUUGGUUAGGAGGAAAUGUAGACGAAAACUUGAAAAGAAUGAAGAAAAUUUUGAACAUUGUUGACUCUCUUUACCAUCCCCAUAAUAUAAGAAUAGUUUUUAUGGCCUUAGAGGUUUGGAGUGACAGUGAUAAGAUAUAUAUGGGGCGUAAUAUUGAAGAUGCUCUUUCUCGCUUGUACGACUAUAGACAACAUAAUGUCAUGAAGAGGAAUCCAAAUGAUAACACUAUGCUGGUUAGCCAAAUCGAAUUUGAUGGACCAGCUAUUGGAGUUGCUCCUAUGAGCGCGAUGUGCACUGAAAGAUACUCGACAAAUGUUAAUCAAGAUCUCUCUUGGGAUUACUCACUAGUAGCUGGCACAAUAGCGCACGAGAUGGGACAUAAUUUUCGGAUGGAUCAUGAUGGUGACUCGUGUAGAUGCCAAUCAACUCGAGGAAAAUGCCUCAUGUCUCCUUAUGCACAAAAUCCAACUCCUUUGUAUUUCUCUGAAUGCAGUGAAUCAUAUCUGAAUAACUUUUUGGAAAACAAACUGGGAGCAUGCCUCAUGAAUAUCCCAGAUCUCGAAAGCGCCCAUUACAAUGGUGCAAAUACUUGUGGAAACAACAAGUUAGACCCAGGUGAAGAGUGCGAUUGCGGAGAAGAGAGGUUUUGCCUUAACCCUUGCUGUAAUGCAAAAACGUGCAAACUAACUUCAGGCUCACAAUGCUAUACAGGAAUGUGUUGCAAUAACUGUAAGCUAAAGCUGCGUGACACAACCUGCAGGCCGGCUGACAAUCCAUGUGAUAUAGCAGAAAAAUGUGACGGUGAGAACGGGAAAUGUCCUGAGAAUUUGUUCCUGCAGAACGGUAAGGCAUGUGAGCACUUGGAUUCAGACGGCUACUGUUAUGAAGGAAGAUGCCAGUCACUGACUACCCAAUGCCGUUAUGCUUGGGGAGCCGCGACAAUACAAGGGGAAGGAAAAUGCUUCGAUUUGAAUACUAGAGGUGACAAGUAUGGCAAUUGCGGUACUUCUGGAAACUAUUACGUAAGGUGCUCUUCUGCUAACAGGAACUGUGGGAAACUUUUCUGCAGAAACGGCCCAUCCGGAUUCCCCGUCAUUGGGAGGUCGAAAGGAAGGCAAGUGGUAUCUUUCAAAAGUGGUGGCAGAGCGUACAAUUGUUUGGCGGGUAAUGCAGAGUUGGGCUAUACACACGAAAAUCCAUUCUUGGCUUUCACUGGAGUCAAAUGUGGUGAAGGAUUUGUUUGCAAAAAUACUAAAUGUGUUCCGGUGUCAGAAAUCCAGGGACCGGAUUGUCCGGGUAAUUGCAAUCGACAUGGAGUUUGCACGCAGAAAGGCACUUGUGCUUGCGAUCCGGGCUACGUUCCUCCUAACUGCGCGAAAGAAACCGUAACAACAACAAAGGCACCUCUUAGCGGAAACACAGAAGUUCCGAGCAGAGAAAGCAGCAGAAGUUCUCAAUUGGCAACUAGCUGGACAUUGUUAUUUGGGCUGAUUGUUUUCAGCUUAAAUGUUCAACUAAGGACACAUUCUUCUCAAUAAAAUAUUAUCUAAAUAGAUGGUCAAAAUGUUUAUCUUGC